Lathyrus oleraceus (garden pea) is the source of this 849-nucleotide messenger RNA. RefSeq lists its product as uncharacterized. The record is from RefSeq and is a predicted model, not a curated record. The coding region runs from base 1 to 849 and encodes 282 amino acids. The transcript has 3 exons. NCBI's taxonomy places the organism in Eukaryota, Viridiplantae, Streptophyta, Magnoliopsida, Fabales, Fabaceae.
AUGAAGAGGAUGCGAGAGCCCUCUGAGAAGUCCAAGACGGCGAAGAAAGCUAAGUUGGGAGAAUCCUCUGGAUCAAGACCCCCAGUUCCUCUGGUUGGCUCUCCAGCUCAGCUCCAAUCCCGUGCUCUGGCCUCUCAAAAGCCAUCACAUCCUGAACCUGAACCUGAAGUCACUUCCCCACCACCGGAACAUCCAAAUCCAACCACAUUUGAACUACAACCAUCUAAACCAACCCACUCUGAACCACAUCCAUCUGAACCAACCCACUAUGAACCACAACCAUCUGAACCAACCCACUCUGACAUACCACCACCCAUCACUUCUGCUGAACCAACAACUCCCACACUUAAUCUAAAUGCCCCCAUCUCACCUUCCUCACCCUCCCCAACCUCUUCCACUGAACCAAAAACUACCCUUCUUACCCUUGAAGAAGCAAUUAAAGACGCUGGGAUCAGACUCCAAGAGUGCCUAGCCAGAGAAGCUGAGGAACAGGCAAGGAAGGAAGCUGAAGAGAUAGCGCAUCAAGAAGAACUUCAGAGAAUCAGAGAAUCUGAAGAAAAGGCUAUUGCUGCUGCUGCUGCUGAGGCUGAGGCAAAAGCUAAAGCCGACACUGAAGAAGCAGCUCGCAUUGCUGAAGAAGAUGCUGCCAAAGCCAAAGCUGAUGAAUUGACUCAGGGGGAGCACUCCAACUCUGGGUUCGUCCCUCUGGUCUUGAAGAAUCUCGAAGAACUGCAGAAAGAACAACAGAUAGUUCGAGCCAAACUGGAUCAACAAGACUCUAUCAACGUUAACAUUCAGAACAUGCUGUCCCAGCUGCUCCAAAGGAUUCCCCCGCCUCUAAACCCUUAG